Branchiostoma floridae (Florida lancelet) is the source of this 1155-nucleotide messenger RNA. RefSeq lists its product as uncharacterized. The record is from RefSeq and is a predicted model, not a curated record. The transcript is spliced from 7 exons. The coding region runs from base 100 to 1155 and encodes 351 amino acids. Lineage: Eukaryota; Metazoa; Chordata; Leptocardii; Amphioxiformes; Branchiostomatidae.
UGUUUACCAGGAGAGAUAGUAGAGAAGCCGUGUGAUGAGCGGCUGGGCCUGAGAGGGUUCAGUGUGAAGAGACGGUGUGUGGAGUACCCGCCCCUCAGUAUGGCCGUGUGGGAGGUUCCUGAUAUGACGGAGUGUGUCAGCGCCUUCGCCAACUCCACCAUAUUCCAGAUGGCGCUGCUAGAGCAGUACUUCACCAUGUACCUGAACUCCACCGUGCAGUGGAUGAAGCGUAACGUGUGUCCGCCUGAGACAACGUUUAUAGAAGAAAACAGGAAAGGUAUAUUCAGAUGGCCGCUGACGCUAGCAGGUUUCCCGGCUCUUGCUGACUGUCCCUACGGCUCCAUCCUUCCCUCCGCCCGCCUCAUCCGCGACCUCAUCCUGGACAUCUCUCUCGGAGUCUUCCAGCAUCAAGAGAUUCCCGUGGAGAACUACAACGGCACCAGUCUAACCGACAACUUCCUCAACGCGCUCUGGACUAGCAGCUUGGACAACUUCGUGGAAAGCGAUUUGUACAAGGAAGGGAAGGAGUUCUUCGAGAGCAUCCUCAACAAGACAGGCGAGGAGGCAAAGCAUCGCAGACGGCGGUGGUCUGAGGAGGGAGCCGAACGGAUCGUCAUCCGUCGACCGGAGGUACGACCCCGACAUCUGGGCCAUUUUAGCACGUCUGACCAUGGAGGUAAUGUAGAAGUGGAGAGCUUCAACAGUAGCGAGACGACCAACCAGACUCAAGAUCAAGAACCUCCACCGAGAAACAAGGUGACGUGGGAAAACUUCGCUAACGUGUUGUUACACAUGGAGCUGCUCCUGCGCAGGGCCAGCCGGAAGUGUGUUCAGAACGAGGAUGGCACGGUCAGCUGGACAGAGCCCAUGACCUGGAUGUGCCGCUCCAAGGACAGCGCGCCGUUCGAGGACCUGUACAACAUUCUAUCAGACAGCGCUAGGGUGGAGGCGUUUAUAUCAAGCAUAGAACACGUGACCGGUGACCUUGGUAACAUCAAGACCCCGGAUGUAGAACUGACCCUCAACAUGUUUGAGACUGCGCACAAGGUGGACAAGAUCUACACCCCAGAGAUCGCCUCCACUCUCAUUGAGACGAUCAGCAGUCUUGUGGGAUCGUCCCAUGGAGCGCUGAGCUUGGAAGAAGCGCGUCGAUAG